Glycine soja is the source of this 1174-nucleotide messenger RNA. Its product is annotated as 4,5-DOPA dioxygenase extradiol-like. The transcript is spliced from 3 exons. Lineage: Eukaryota; Viridiplantae; Streptophyta; Magnoliopsida; Fabales; Fabaceae. Gene Ontology annotation, molecular function: zinc ion binding; oxidoreductase activity, acting on single donors with incorporation of molecular oxygen; ferrous iron binding. The coding region runs from base 207 to 1016 and encodes 269 amino acids. The record is from RefSeq and is a predicted model, not a curated record.
CAAGGAGAAUAUAAUAUAGACAAAGUUUCGUUAUUCUCCCGUUAAUUUGUUGAAUAAAUCCACAAGCCACCUUCUUUGUUGUGCUGAUCUCUUUCUCUCUAUAUAUAUAGAUAGCUUAUUUAUUGAUUGUCUAUGAAUAAAAUCUUCAGGUUUUGUUACAGUUGUAAUAAUUGUGUGGUGAUUGGAUUGAAGAGAAAAAGAAGAUUAUGAAUAUGGGGUUGAAAUUGAAGGAGACGUUCUACUUGUCCCAUGGAGCACCAAGUCUAGUCAUAGAUGAUUCAAUCCCUGCGUGGCACUUCUUCAAUUCCUGGAAGGAGCAGUUUCCGACGAAACCCUCUUCCAUUCUUGUUAUCUCCGCCCACUGGGACACCCAUGUUCCCACCGUCAACGUCGUUGACCAAAAUGACACCAUCUACGACUUCUCUGGCUUCCCCAAAUCCAUGUACAAGCUCAAGUAUCCAGCACCAGGAGCUCCACAGUUGGCAAAGAGGGUGAAGGAGCUUCUCUUAGGAUCAGGAUUUAGCCAUGUGGAUGAAGAUAAGAAACGUGGGCUUGACCAUGGUGCAUGGGUGCCUCUCUUUUUGAUGUACCCAGAGGCAGACAUCCCUGUGUGUCAACUCUCUAUUUCAUCAAACAAAGGUGGUACCUAUCACUACAACAUGGGAAAGGCUUUGGCCCCUCUUAAGGAUGAGGGUGUUCUCAUCAUUGGUUCUGGGAGUGCCACCCACAACCUCAGAGCUAUGGCACCUCGUGGUUCUCCACCUGCUCCUUGGGCUUCCGCAUUUAUGUCCUGGCUAGAAACCUCUCUUCUUGAUGGAAGAUACGAGGAAGUAAAUGAAUUCGAAGAGAAGGCCCCAUAUGCAAAAAUGGCUCAUCCCUGGCCAGAUCACUUCUUCCCAUUGCAUGUGGCCAUGGGAGCUGCUGGUGAAAAUGCAAAGGCCAAAGUUGUACAUGAUAGUUGGGAUGCUGGUUCUAUCUCUUAUGCUUCUUUCGGUUUUACAACAGCUAAAAGUUGAUCCUACAUAUUCAUAGAUUCCCUAUAUACUGUUCACUGUUGGCUUAAUAUGUAUAAUAAUUAAAAUUACAAAUACAUUGUUUGAAUCAAUAAAGAAAUGUAUACUGUUUGUGUUUGUUUAUCACUUAGUCUCUAAAGGUCUAUAUGGCUUGGUUCCUA